CAGGCGCACUCUGCGUCAGUUAAUGCAGCGUUUCCACCGACGUUGUUGCUUCCGACAGCGGGAUAGACGAAGUACUUUCUAGCCUUUUUCUUUCGGCACUUUAAACCCACAGACUUUGCUUUUUCCACUGUCAGACUAUUCAGCAACAUAGUUGUGGACUUUAUUCGUAUACCUACUACUUUUAACAAUGCCUCGGGGCGGCAAAAGAAGCCACAAGGGCAGAGGGAAGCAGUUCAGUAACCCAGAGGAGAUCGACCGACAGAUGAAAGCGCAGAAAGAGUUGGAAGAAAACCCUGGCGCAGCAGAGAAGGGAAGCGACGCAGACUCCGAUGAAGAGAGCAGCAGUGAUGAAGAAAAUGACUCCAGAAAAAGGAGUGGGGUGGAGGGGCUCAUAGAGAUUGAGAACCCAAACCGUGUGUCUCAGAAGAGCAAGAAGGUGGCAGAGUUAGACGUCAACGCUCCCAGAGAGCUGUCUCGCAGGGAGAGAGAGGAGAUCGAGAAGCAGAAGUCAAAGGAGCGCUACAUGAAGCUCCAUCUGGAGGGGAAGACGGAUCAGGCCCGGGCCGACCUCGCCAGACUGGCCAUCAUCAAGAAACAGAGGGAGGACGCAGCCAAGAAGAGAGACGACCAGAAGAAAGAGAGUGAAGACUCCAAAACCAAGCGCUAGUCGUCCACCUGAAAUCUUCAACACGCACUUCAGUCUCAGAGGGUCGGAGGAGAGAGGAGGAGAUCUGGAGGAGGAGAGCAGGGGGGGGGGGGGGGGAAACCAGAACGAGAGGCAUCGGAUCAGGGGGAGCUCCUUGAACUCCUGUCCCUCAUUUCAAAUCCGAGGGGCGAGGGUCUUCCAUAACAGCGAGGUCAGAACGGGUGCAUUAAAACGAGAUGGAGAGGAAAUGCAACAUUUGGGAUGCCUCCAGGGGACACUCGCAGGUUUUCCAAGUGCUUCACCGCCUCUUUACUCUUUCAGGGUUUUAAUUCUGAAGCUGCUGAAGUUAUUUUCUUUUUCGAUUCAUACACUUUAUUUUUUUUCUACAUGGUUACCUAAUACAAGUUUACUCGAUGACUGAACAGGUAUUACAGUGAGCGUGCUUGGGGAUAACUUCUUGGUGCUUUGCCUUUCCUUCCAUCGCGCCUGUUUUUGAGUCGGCAGGUGGAGAGAAAGAACACUAUUCAGAGGAUAAACUGAUGUAUAGGAAUUAUACAAUGUAGGUUAGUGUUUGUGGAUAUAUUGCGCAAGACAUUGGUAUAAUUUUCUAAAUAGUUAUGUCCCCCCCCCCCCCCCUACCAUCCAAACAUAAAUAUUCUGCUUUUCAAUUCUGUCCCGUUGUUUGAUCCUUCAAAAACGGAAUAGUUCGCUGUCGUCCUACCACAGGAAGUCCAGAAAGUGGGACUUAUUUUACGUGUUAUUUUCCCCAAUUUGUACACUCGAUUCAUCUUAUUUCUGUCAGUUCAGAAGUGUUUCAGAAUGUUUUCUGUAAUCCUUUUUGCUCAAAGCACCUGGAAUAUUACUUGAAUUGCCUAUAAUAAGCAUUUUUAAGUUGUCAAACAUCACGUCUGGAGAGCAUGUUCUCACUCUGCCUCAGUUGCUGUGGCCUUGCCCUGUUUCUGAAGGGUCCUCUGUGGUUCUAUAGGAGGGAUUGUGUCUUUUGUUGCCUUUUUUUAACAAAGUUUACACAACACCAGUUCACUGUCUGUCUCCUGAAGUUAGUCCUACAAAGAACCCACACUGAGUUUCUCAGGUACAUCACUCUCUACUCCAAACAGUCUCUAUCACACAAUUUAAACAGUACACACUUCCCAAAGACGACUUACUGCAGGGUCUUUUUAUCCUUUAGUGCACGUGAUAGACCGGUGACUCAGUGGGGGGGGGGGGGGGGAUUUGGAAAUGCCUUGAUCAGGAAAACAGUGCUCCCUAUAACCUGGACAUAUAACACACCUGUAGAAACCACAAAGUGAGAGAAGAAGCCACAUCGUCUAAAUUGGAUUCCUCGAGUUCUCCAUGUAUCCGAAGUCAUUUUUAAAAAAUAAAUUCAUUAAUAGAUAAA
Messenger RNA from Gymnodraco acuticeps, 2045 nucleotides. RefSeq names its product pdgfa associated protein 1a (gene pdap1a). The coding region runs from base 188 to 667 and encodes 159 amino acids. Gene Ontology annotation, molecular function: RNA binding. The record is from RefSeq and is a predicted model, not a curated record. The transcript is spliced from 6 exons. Gene Ontology annotation, cellular component: cytosol. NCBI's taxonomy places the organism in Eukaryota, Metazoa, Chordata, Actinopteri, Perciformes, Bathydraconidae.